Emiliania huxleyi CCMP1516 is the source of this 1494-nucleotide messenger RNA. RefSeq lists its product as hypothetical. The transcript is spliced from 5 exons. The coding region runs from base 1 to 1482 and encodes 493 amino acids. NCBI's taxonomy places the organism in Eukaryota, Haptophyta, Isochrysidales, Noelaerhabdaceae. The record is from RefSeq and is a predicted model, not a curated record.
AUGCUGCAGCCACCCUGCACGCUCACCGUCCCGGCGUCCCGCGGCGCGCUCCACGCCGCCGUGGAGCGCGUGGCGUCGCAGCUCUCCUCCGCUGCCUCUGCGGCGGACGUGGUCGUCUGCCUCAAGGGCGGCGGCCUGCGCGCACCCCGCGCCACCGCCCGCACCGAAGCGUGGAACCUCUCGACCACCGCCGAGGGAUACUCUGCGCGCGGGGUGGUGCCGGGCCUCGAGUGGGCCGCGGCGGAGCUGCGUUGGCCGUCGCAGGUGCAGAACUGGAUCGAGCCGCGCUGCGCGGUCGAUCGCGUCGCUGGGAGGCGCGUCAUCGUCUCGCGGCCUUGCUGGGCUGCGCUCACUGCGCGCAAGGGCGGGCCGCCGCCCGCGCCUCUCCUCGUCGAGAACCUGCUCCGCCCGCCGCCCGCCGGCAAGCUGCAGCGAGGCCAGUUCGCGUGCAGCGACCGCCACGUCUUUUACCGCCCGCGCGAGCCGUACGGAGGGCCUCCCCGCGACGCGUGGGCGCCGCUGCACGAGGCGAUCCUCCAGGCCGAGGGGCUUGCGAACCACUCCUUCCAGCGGCUGGCCUUCUCGCACGCGACGUGGCGGCAGCCCUCGACACCAGAGGGGUACGUCCCGACGCAGAGCCUCGUCACGCCGCUCGGAGAGCCUCCCGGCGCCGUCUCACUCGGACGCGCGCGCGGCGUGGCGGUCGACGGCUGCUCCUUCGCCAACUUGGGCAGCGCGUACGCCCUGUCGGUCGGAGGCGCGAGCCAGCAGGUGUCCGUGGUGGGGAGCAGCUUCACGUCGCUCGCGGGAGGGGCGGUCAAGCUGGGGAACGUCGACGACGAGCGGGCCCUCGCGACCAGCCCGGAGCGGAUGGACUCUGCGUUUCGGGUCGUGGACAACACCAUCAGGUUAGCCGCGCUCGAGCUGCGCGGUGCCGCCGCCAUCUUCGCGGGGUACGUCCGCGACACGACCAUCUCGCACAACAGCGUCGCCGAGACGGGGUACACCGCCAUCUCGCUCGGCUGGGGGUGGGGCACGCACGUGCUUGGCCGCCAGACCUUCAUGCGGAACAACCACGUGGUCUCCAACCGGAUGGAGCGUGUGGUGUCGGCUCUGAACGACGGCGGGUGCAUCUACACGCUCGGCCCUCAGCCAAACUCGACCGUGUCGCUCAACUACUGCGAGGCCGACCGCGCACCCGUGGUGGCCGUGUCGCUCGUCUGGUGCCGCGGCGAGGCGCCGCUGCGCAACAACUGCGCACCGGCCGAGGCCAACUGCUCGCUGGCCUACCCCGGCCUCGCCGCGGACUGCCACUGCGCCGUCGACAAGGCGACAGUGGUGAGCGUGCCAGCGCACGAGGCGUGGCCAGCCGAGGCGCAGGCGGUCGUCGACGCGGCGGGCGCGAGGGGCAGAGGAGUAGGCCUGGGAGGACUUGGAAAGACGCGCGUGGGACUUGCCCAGUAUGAUUUUUUUUUGGCGUGACACAACUAUCUU